GGCGGGGUUUGUAACUUCGAGAUUGGUAUUUUAGAAAAGUGUUGGAUUUGGAAAUAGAAGUAAUUAAGAAAAAAAGAUGAACAACAUAUCAAGUUACCCAGCUGUGUAUAAAAUUAGUUUUGAACAAGAUGCAUUUGAAGAACUUCAAGAAAAAUAUAGCAAAGAUAUCUUGUGUGCAGCUCGCAAUAGUGAAGUAGAAUCUGCAAUGGUUGAAUAUAUCACCAAAGUAAUUGAGCCCGUAGGGUGGAUGGCAGUGUGGAGAGCAACUCCUAAAUCUUUUGGUCUCAAUUUCUUUUGUGACAUGCUAGUUGAAGUUAAGGAUGUAAGUAUGCAGAAACUAGAAGCUGAUGUAAAAGUAUUGAGAAUAGUUUCGGAAGUCAAAUCUGAAGAAAAACCUGACUUGAAAAGUAAAGUUGAAACUAUGUUGAAAGAAGAAUUAAGUGUUCCACUGAUUGAGCUUUAUCCUGUUAGUGAAAGAGAUGAAGAAGAACAAUAUCUAAACACUGCUCUUGCUAUAGAACAUGUUAGACCGUGGGAUGAGGAUGAGGAAAAUGAUAUUUUUGUUGAGAAGUGCUUGACCCAGAGACUCAGAUUUUCACCAUACGUUGGAGUCCAUCAUGCGGCAGCUGAGUUUCCUGACAAAAGACCAGACAUACCAUUUCGUGGUGAACCUGGUCAGGAUGAUGAUGAUCUGGAUAUACUGUUUCCACCUCCUUCCUUUGCCAUGCAAUCUCAGGAUUACAUCUGUUGCCACUCCCAUUUCUUCCUCCUCAUGGUAUCUCAG
Messenger RNA from Limulus polyphemus (Atlantic horseshoe crab), 784 nucleotides. Its product is annotated as SHC SH2 domain-binding protein 1-like. Lineage: Eukaryota; Metazoa; Arthropoda; Merostomata; Xiphosura; Limulidae. Gene Ontology annotation, biological process: spermatogenesis; male meiosis cytokinesis. The record is from RefSeq and is a predicted model, not a curated record. The transcript is spliced from 5 exons. The annotation marks the transcript as partial.